AUGCUGUUUCUUCAACCAUCCUUGUCUUCCUUACUUGCACUUUUCCUGGUUCUGGCUGCAUGUGGAGACGCUGAACCGCUAAGAAGGUUCCAUAUGAAGGCAGUAAACUACACAACAUUGUAUGUUGAUCCAUCAGGCUAUGGACAUUUCUCAAGCAUUCAGUCUGCUAUUGAUCAUAUUCCUUCAAACAAUGAACAAUGGGUUCGGAUAUACAUCAAGGCCGGUAUAUACAACGAACAGAUUCUCAUUCCCUCGGACAAACCUUUCAUCUAUAUUCAAGGAGAAGGGAAGUGGAAAACUCGUGUUAUUUGGGGUGGUUCUGGUCCAAUUAUCACAUGUGCUACUUUGAUCUCCCAAGCUGAUAAUAUUGUUAUCAAAAGUGUUUCCUUCACUAAUUCUUACAACCAUCCACCGGGGAGUAACAAGAAUCAAAUAAAAGCUGCAGUGGCUGCUAUGAUAUCUGGGGACAAAUCUGCGUUCUAUAGAUGUGCAUUCUUGGGGUUUCAAGACACCCUUUGGGAUGAUCAAGGAAGACACUACUUCAAGCUUUGUACCAUACAAGGGGCAGUUGAUUUUAUCUUCGGUGAUGGCCAAUCGAUAUAUGAGAGAUGUACAGUAUCAGUAGUUGCUGGAGCCUUGCGCGGAUUGACUGGCUUCAUCACAGCACAGGGAAGAAAUAGUCCUACUGAUCCAAGUGGAUUCAUAUUCAAAGACUGCAAUGUGAUUGGAGAUGGAACAACAUACUUGGGAAGACCCUGGAGAGACUAUGCCAGGGUCAUCUUCUACAACACUUCUAUGUCAAACGCUGUUGUUCCUCAAGGAUGGAAUGCCUGGGGGUUUACUGGCCAUGAGUACCAACUGACCUUUGCUGAGCAUGAUUGCCAUGGAAUAGGAGCAAACACUUCUGGACGGGUGGGUUGGGAGCACAAAUUGAGUGAUGAAAUGGUGAAGAAGUUAACUGACUUGACAUUCAUUGAUAAUGAUGGUUGGAUCAUCCAGCAACCUUUCAACAUGGUGAAUUAA
Coffea eugenioides is the source of this 1023-nucleotide messenger RNA. RefSeq names its product probable pectinesterase 29. Gene Ontology annotation, biological process: cell wall modification. Bases 1 to 1023 code for a protein of 340 amino acids. The transcript is spliced from 5 exons. The record is from RefSeq and is a predicted model, not a curated record. NCBI's taxonomy places the organism in Eukaryota, Viridiplantae, Streptophyta, Magnoliopsida, Gentianales, Rubiaceae. Gene Ontology annotation, molecular function: pectinesterase activity.